AUGAAGAAAAUAGCCCAAAGAUAUUUUUUCCCCAUUGUGUACGGCCUACUAUUAUUAUAUGAGAAGGCAGCAAACAGCUCAUACGUAGACAUAACUGUACUGAGCGAUAAUUUUUUUGAUGAUAUGCUAAAAACGGAGCUGUCCUACAUGAGCAACCACUUAACAUUUAAUGACAAUAAUAAGUCCAACAAGAGAAGAAAAAGAAACGAUGGAGCGGUGGAUGACCUCGUUUUGCUAACAAGUAUGUUAUCUCAAAUUAUACCAUCCAAUUUUUCUAUUUACUCAUUGGACAUUCCAAACGAAAUGGCAAAUAGCGCAAGUAGCGCAGGUAGCGUAGGUAGCGUAAGUAGCGCAAGUAGCGUAAGCAAUGAUGUUAAUAACUUCCUAGAUUUAAUAAACUUAUACGACUCCGAAAUCAACAACACAGUUACGCACCAUCUGAAUCAAACACAACCCGUAAAAGGCUGUGAGGAUGACAUAAAAAAUAACAACUGUGAUAGGGAUGUGUUAACAUGUAUUACUUUAAAAAAGGAUAAAUUAUCUGAUAGUUGUAAGAAGUCCCUAAGUAACUCCCUAGUGUACUCCUGUAUCGACGAUGUUAUACGCUACUGUGGGGACUACUCGAAAUUUUCAAAGGUACACAAGUGUCUAAAAAAAAAUUUUUACCAAUUGAGUAAUAAGUGCCUAAACAUUUUAAGCUACUAUGAAAAUAUAAUUGACAAAUUGCACAAAAUUAAGAAUAAGCCCUACAACAACCAGGAGCAUUUGUUUUUAGAAAGUGAAAAGGGAGGAGUAACAGUCGGCAACUCGAGCGACGCCAAUGAUAAUGAUAAUAAAACCCUAGACGGAACAUACAACGGGACCAUUAAUGACAGUCGAAAUGGGAAUGACACGAAAUAUAACCUUUUAAAUGAUAAUGACGGUAAUAAUAAAUCUACCAUGGCAGAUAAUUUAAGAAAAGGAUAUGGUCAUUAUAUUUUGCCCUCCAUGGAUUACAAUUAUCUGAUCGAUUUUAAAUCAAGAGGUUUUGAAUAUAAAUCCAUUUUGUACUUUGUUGUUUGCCUGCUCAUUUCUCUCCUACUGUACAUAUUAAUAAUUUGUAUCAAGAAAUAUUAUGUUGCGGAUUCGAACACGUUUUUUGUAAAAGCUGAGAAGAAGACUAAGCUGGCACAGUUGUGA
Molecule: messenger RNA, 1179 nt
Organism: Plasmodium fragile
Lineage: Eukaryota; Apicomplexa; Aconoidasida; Haemosporida; Plasmodiidae
Exons: 1
Coding region: 1-1179 (392 amino acids)
Source: RefSeq, a predicted model, not a curated record